AUGGGUAAGCGAAAAUCUAAAAGAAAACUCAAACCAAAGAAAAAACUUGUGCUUGAAACACAAUUUGAUUGUGUCAUUUGUAAUCAUGAAAGGAGUGUUGAUGUGAGAAUGCAAAAAGAAGCAAAAGUUGGUUAUUUGACAUGUAGAAUAUGCAAUUCAGCUUUUCAAGCAACAAUAAACCCGUUAAGUGAUCCAAUAGAUGUAUAUUCUGAAUGGGUUGAUUAUACUGAUGAAACUGUGGAAAAUAGGAAUGAUGAUAAUGAUGAUAAUAAUAGGAAAUCAUCUACUCCUACUACUCCUAGAACUCCUGUCCCCAAAGUUACAACUUUCAGAAAUUGUGGUUAUUGUUUCAUACAACGAAUGAAUCUGAAUAGUUGA
Molecule: messenger RNA, 378 nt
Organism: Entrophospora candida
Lineage: Eukaryota; Fungi; Glomeromycota; Glomeromycetes; Entrophosporales; Entrophosporaceae
Source: the annotation of a GenBank genome assembly